UUGUCCUGUUUUAUCCUGCAAUUUGGGUGAAUCUCAAGCAAUAAUAUCUAUUUAUAGUGAGAUUUUUUGUUUAUAAACAGCAAAUAAACGCCCAUUCUGCAAUUGCACACCAAGAAGAAAGAAGAGAGCAAGAGAGAGAGAGAGAGAGAGAGAGAGAGAGAGAGAGAGAGAGAGAGAGAGAGAGAGAGGUGGGAAGUGUGGUAGAAGCGAGGAAAUGAAACCUCAUGCAGUUUGUAUACCGUUCCCAGGACAGGGCCAUAUAAACCCCAUGCUCAAAUUAGCCAAGCUCCUCCACCAAAAAGGCUUCCACAUCACCUUCGUCAACACAGAGUUCAACCAUCGCCGUCUCCUUCAAUCCCGGGGCUCCGAUUCCCUAAACGGGCUGCCCACUUUCCGUUUCGAGACAAUCCCGGAUGGUCUCCCUCCUUCCGAUGCCGAUGCCACCCGGGACACCCCUUCCCUCUUCGUCGCCACCACGAAUUACUGUUUAGCUCCCUUCCGAGAGCUACUUCAUAAACUGAACGACGCCGCUUCGUCCGGAGGCGUUCCUCCGGUGACUUGCAUAGUCUCCGAUAGCAUUAUGAGUUUUACUCUUGAUGCAUCCAAAGAACUGGGGAUUCCUAACGCUCUGUUCUGGACUUCCAGUCCUUGUAGCUUUGUAGGCUUUAUAUAUUAUCGCUAUUUGAUGGAAAAGGAUAUUAUCCCUCUCAAAGAUGAGAGUUACUUGACGAAUGGAUAUUUGGAUAUGGUUCUUGAUUGGAUACCAGGACUAGAAGGAAUACGUUUGAAAAACAUGCCAAGCUUUCUUCAAACUACGAACCCAGACGAUAUCAUGUUCAAUUUCGCCUUGAGAGAAGUUGACAGAGCUCGAGGAGGUUCUGCAGUGAUCCUGAACACGUUCGAUGACUUAGAAAAGGAAAUUAUAAAAUCUCUUUCCACCCAUCUUCCACCAAUCUACACUCUUGGUCCUCUUCACCUUCUCCUCAAAAAUCAAAUCCAAAACAAAGCUUUAAACGGUAUCGCAUCCAAUCUGUGGAAAGAAGAAACAGAGUGCAUAGACUGGCUGAGCUCCAAACAACCCAGCUCAGUUGUCUAUGUCAAUUUCGGAAGUGUGACCGUGAUGACGGCUGAACAACUCAAUGAGUUCGCUUGGGGACUCGCAAAUAGCAAACAGAGUUUCCUGUGGAUCGUGAGGCCUGAUCUUGUAAUGGGAAACUCUGCUAUGCCUCCGGAAGAGUUUCUGAUUGAAACCAAGAACAGGGGUUUAUUGGCAAAUUGGUGUCCACAAGAACAGGUUCUGAGCCACCCUUCCCUUGGAGGAUUCUUGACGCAUAGUGGUUGGAAUUCAACCAUUGAAAGCAUAUCUUAUGGAGUUCCAAUGUUGACUUGGCCAUUCUUCGCUGAUCAGACAACAACAUCCUGGUUCUGUUCCACAAAGUGGAAUGUAGGAAUGGAGGUGGGUGGUAAUGCAAAGAGAGAUGAAAUUGAGAGAAUUGUUAGGGAAUUGAUGCUUGGAGAGAAGGGAAAAGAAAUGAGGAAGAAAGCCACGGAGUUGAAAAAGAUGGCAGAGGAAGCAACUGGGUCUCCUACUGGAUCUUCUCGUUUGAAUUUUGAGAAAGUGAUUAAUCAAGUGCUUCUCUCUCAAAAUAUAAAUUAGAGGGCUGAGACUUGAUAGUAAUAAGUUUGAUUAUUUUCAUUUUUACUUUUUGUAGCGUGUUUGAUUGUCUUUUUUAUUUUUUUCCGCUCCUAUUUUUCUCUCUGAUUUGUGUCUUUCUGUUGGUUGUAUUUUGUUUUAGUAAAGUUUCUUUCCAAUCAACAAAAUAGAGUGUGUGUAAAGUUUCAAUAUGUGAAAAAGACUGGUGUU
Messenger RNA from Ziziphus jujuba (common jujube), 1864 nucleotides. RefSeq names its product 7-deoxyloganetin glucosyltransferase-like. Gene Ontology annotation, molecular function: UDP-glycosyltransferase activity. The transcript is spliced from 2 exons. The coding region runs from base 215 to 1657 and encodes 480 amino acids. The record is from RefSeq and is a predicted model, not a curated record. Lineage: Eukaryota; Viridiplantae; Streptophyta; Magnoliopsida; Rosales; Rhamnaceae.